Molecule: messenger RNA, 1146 nt
Organism: Caenorhabditis remanei
Lineage: Eukaryota; Metazoa; Nematoda; Chromadorea; Rhabditida; Rhabditidae
Exons: 4
Coding region: 1-1146 (381 amino acids)
Source: RefSeq, a predicted model, not a curated record
AUGGUCUCAAAACAUCAACGAAGGAUCAAAAUAUCGCAAAGACUGCCAACGAUAAGCUCAACAGAAAAACUCGUACCUCUUCGAAUUCGGUAUCUCACUCUCAGUAGUACCGGCACGUCUAUUAACGAUACAAAAUAUUUUGUCGGAGUCUAUCGAGUCUUUCAACCUGACGAAAUAAUUCCCAAAAGCGUGCAAGAUAAAAAUGACAGUGGUGGAGUCCCAUAUGAUCUGGAUCAAUAUGGCUUUCAAGCUCCAUUGAGUUAUAUCCUGGAGGCUGGUGACGUCCCACUCAAAGAGUUGAACAAUGAGCCCUUUCGUCACGAUACGGAUGGAAUUGAAGAAAGAGAGAAACGAAAUUUGAGAAACUAUGAGGCGGCAUUGGCACUUAAAAUCAAGUCGAUGGGUACGGAAGCUACUGUAGAAGAAUUACCGGAGAAUGACAAUCAAGACAUUGCAAACAAUGAUUGGAUACGCCAACUAGCUAACUAUUUAAUUGAAAGUCUGAACGAGUUGAUUUUAUUGACCCGUCAUGCCCUCCUUCCAUUCCAUUACCGCCGUCAUAACUUGAGUCCACCGUAUACCUGUUAUAUUCAAUUGACGGUGGCGUGUAAAGGAACCAAACCGAAGAUUCAACGAUAUAAGUAUACGAAGAGUCUACAUGAAGCAGCAAAACAACUCAACACAAUUCUAUUCGGAGGUAGACAGUGUGUUAUUCAAGUUCGAGACUUUAAGAUGCCUUGGUAUUCGAUUUUGAGGCUGCCAGUCGGAUUCAAAAUUAGAGUAAAAUGCAUAGACAACUUAUACGAUUUAUCAUUGAAAUAUAAUGCAAUGCUUUCAAUGAUCGAAAGUUCCAGCUUUCCACUGGAUAAAGCCACUAUCUUUGCUGAAAUUGAUAUCACUGUGAAUGAUUUUCAUUUACCAGCAAUUAGAAGUGCGAAGAAAGAAAAAACAGUUAAAGAACUUCUGAAAUGGAUUAAAACUCGAAUGGAAAACCCGAAGAGAACGAAAAGAUGUGUAACCGUUUGCAUGGGACACUCAAACCGAUUAGAAAUCUAUUAUGUACCAGCUAAAACUCACAGUAAUCCCGAAUUCGAUUGUCUUGGAUAUGAAUGGGUUCUCACUAUGAGAAUUGUACGCGUUCGAUGA